AUGUCUUCUGCCGUAGCAGAGCUUGAUGGCUACCUCCAAUCUAUGCAAAGUCUAAAGCCUCCUGGCGUAUCAGGAUCUAAAAUCGGCAGCAUCACACAGCUUUGUACAGCCAAUGUCCAGUCCGAGUCCGUUUUAAUCCAGAAGUUAUACACCCACUUCAAGAGAACUCCAGGAACACACAAAUUGGGCGUCCUAUAUGUCGUAGACUCUGUAACUCGACAAUGGGUAGAGGCGGCUCGAAAGGCUGGUCAACCGCCUGGAAGCGCUGCUCCUGAUGGCACAUUCGCUGCCGGAGUCAACCGAGUAACUGAACUUCUCCCGGUUCUGAUGACCGAUAUCAUAAACAAUGCACCUGAGGAUCAAAAGGAAAAAAUCAGAAAGCUGGUUGAUAUCUGGGAGCGUGGCCAGACAUUCCCCUUACCCAUGCUCGCCUCUAUCAAAGAGAAACUGAACGCGCCGCCAUCUAAAAAUGUCGAAUCGACGACGCCGGAGGGUUCUCCAGCUCCCGGUCUAAAUCCUCUUGCGGGGCUUCAGGGCCAGCCGCAGAGUGCUAAUGCAGCUGGUGCUUCGUCUACGCCUGAUACCUCUAGCAUCCUGAAAGCCUUGGCCGAUAUGGCCAAGCAGAACCCGGCUGCUCCGGCCGCGACAGCAGCUCCUGCGCCGGCCAAUCCCUUGAAUUUACUGAAUGCGCAGACUGCUACUCCUGUGUCGUCAUCCUCUGUAGACCAGGCUGCACAGCCAGCGGCCGUAAAUCCGUAUGGGAAUCCCUUCGCAGCGCUAGGUAAUCUUGCAGCGCCAAACGCCAUGCUGCCCGCGCCCAAUACUCUGCCGGGUGCUCAACCCAAUCCUCUGGCUGCCGUACUUCCACAAGCAGCAGCAGCUGGAUCUCAGCCGGCUCCUGCUUCUCUCACCCCAGAUGUCUUCCAGCAGGUGCAGCUGCUUCAGCUCCUUGCUGCACAGGGUAUCCCCCAGGAUCAAUGGGCAACGGCUCUUCAGAUCCUUAGUCUAUCAAACAAUGCCAAUGCGGCUGCCGGCGGACUUCCCAACCUGAAUCCCGCCCAGGGAGCGUUUAAUUUGCCAGAUAUGGGUGGCCAGCAGGGUUGGCCUGGUCACGGGGACCGCGAUGCCGACCGAGAUCGUGGGAGGGAGAGGGACUACAUGCGUUCGCCCCCCGGCCAGUAUCGCCGUCGCUCAGGCUCUCCAGGCUGGGACCGUCGCCGGGAGGGAUCGCCGCCUCGCCGUCGUGACAGUCCUGUCUACGGUGAAUAUCUCGGAGACUCCCCUGGCCGUCGAGGUGGCCGCCGUGGCAAUGACUAUCGCCAGCGCAGCCCGCCAGGUCGGAGACGACGCACACCUUCGCCUCCUCGCAAGGACCCUUCAUUGCCGCCUCCUGGACCAAAGCUGGUCGAGUGGGACUAUUCGAUCGGACAGGGCAAUAUUAAAGUGCUGAGUCGGACGCUUUUUGUUGGUGGUGUCACUUCUUCCGAGGCGCAGCUACGAGCGCUUUUCAACAGAUUCGGUCUCGUUCAGACCUGCAUUGUCAAUGUGGACAAGAGACAUGCCUUCAUCAAAAUGAUCAACCGGCGUGACGCCAUGAAUGCUCGAGAAGGCAUGGAGACGUACAAGUCCGGGGACAUGCAACUUCGAACUCGCUGGGGAGUCGGAUUCGGACCUCGUGACUGCAGUGAUUACCAGACGGGAAUCAGUGUCAUUCCAAUUGAGCGACUUACGGAAGCCGACCGCAAGUGGAUGUUGACAGCCGAAUAUGGAGGCACCGGUGGUAAGCCGAUAGAGAGUGGCAUGGUGGUGGAAGAGCCUGAUAUUGAAAUUGGCGCCGGAGUGUCAUCCAAAGCCAUCAGUCGACGCAUGGCCACUGACCAAGGUGGUAAACGGGGACCACAAUCGUCACGCACACAGAGCGACCGCUUCCGCCGACCAGAACGCGGCAUGGACAUGAACAAUGGAGGAGGCAUAUAUGGCGGCGGCAUGGGAGGCGCGGAUCGCGACUAUUCGAACACGGCGAAUCCGGCUGUGCCUCCAGCUGUUCCGGGCUUUGGCUUCCAGCUUCCAGGCAUGCCCAUGUUCCCUCCAGGGUUCAUGCUUGGGGGAGCACAGCCAGGGUCUGCGCCUCAGCAGCCGCCUCCUCCCGGCCAAUGA
Talaromyces atroroseus is the source of this 2157-nucleotide messenger RNA. RefSeq lists its product as hypothetical. The transcript is spliced from 7 exons. Gene Ontology annotation, molecular function: RNA binding. Gene Ontology annotation, cellular component: nucleus. Bases 1 to 2157 code for a protein of 718 amino acids. NCBI's taxonomy places the organism in Eukaryota, Fungi, Ascomycota, Eurotiomycetes, Eurotiales, Trichocomaceae. The record is from RefSeq and is a predicted model, not a curated record.